UCAACCAACUUUCAUAUCGAGAAAACAAAAAGAUGUACAUGAUCAUUGGAAUAACCAUAGGAACAGCUAUUGUAGCCAUCAUCGCAUCAGUUGUUGUUGUUGUUGUUGUAAAGAAGAAACGUAAUUCUGACCCAACAAUAAAUGACACUCAAGCAGAUAAUAGACCCGGAAUGGACCCGGAAAGACGAGGAAAUCGAACGAGUACGAGUCAGGUGUAUAUAAAUGUUGUGGAAAUAGAAUGGAGAUUGUCAAAUACUGACGCAGGUGGAACUGGCGUGGGAUACUAUUCAUUAAUUGAUCAUCCUGGCAGACACGACAAUAACAUUUACGACAAUAUAGAAUAAAUUUAUUUGCGAAAGACAUUUCCUUUCAUCUAUAUAAUGGCUAUUGAAGUGUAUAAACAAAAAGAAUUUGUUUGCCAUGGUUUAGGACUUCGAUUAAUUAUCGUCAUUUUUAUCAUAGACCUAGUAUGUACAAAGUCAUAGAUAUGCUUAAGUCGAACAUCAAAUUAGUUCUGCACAAUCUUAGCAAAAUUAUUUAUUUAGCCCAAAUAAAAAGAAAUGAUUUAUUGAAUUCAUAUAUUAGACUAUAACAAGGUUCAUUAUAUUCACUGUUAGACACUUUAUUAGUGAAAAAUUGCUGUUAUACAAUAUCUAAUUCAUAUUUAUUAGAGCUUAUUCUCCAUAAUGUAUAAACUGAAACAUUUAUUAUACUAUUACAUUUCAAUACCAACCGUGACAAAAAGUUUCUAUAUAUUACAAGUUGAUGUAAAACGAGAUACAUGUAAAUGUAUAAGUCAAAUAAAAUUUUCUUCUUCUUCUUCUUCUUCUUCUUCUUCUUCUUCAUAUCUACCAAUAUAACUUGUUUGAUAAGGUAAAAAUCAAGGUAAAUAGUGUUAGUAUUGGUGAACGUCACUGUCAGCUACAUAUUUGCAUUUUAUCUACAAUAUAAGAACAUUCUAUGCUCUUGUUUAUAUUCUUGACACUCAAACAACUACAUGUAUAUGUCUUUUUGCCAUUUUCAUUUAGUUGAUAGGGUGUAAUAAGUCAAGAUCAAGACUAUUAUUGUUUUGUUUUUUUUUUUUUUUGUUUUUUUUUUUUAGUUUGGAACGGUUCCAUGACGACAUAAAAGUUGUGUGAUUGGGUCUUUCAGUCGUAAAAUGACAAAAAAUAUUUUGAUUUAAUACAUAUUUCAUAUUUGUAUCUACAUUCAUGUUCACAUAAUACACAUGCGAUUAGUUUGAGUAUUUGGGCUACUGAAGAGAUAAUUUGCCAUUGCAAUCCUUAUUUUUCAUUAUUUUCACUGUUGCUAGUCUUUCACUAGAUAAUAUUUUUCUUGUCAGUUUGCGGUUUUUUCCCAUCAAAAUGAAUUGACUUCUUGCAACCAUAUUCAAACUGAUCAACACUUAUUGCUUUGAUUCCAAGACUUUUAUUUCACAACAAGUUUCUGUAACACGUGUUGGGUAAUCACAAAUGUGAUGAGUCGGCUUAUCAGUGACAUUAAGCCCUUGUAAAUGAGUGUUUGAAAUGUCAGGGAUUUCGGUAAUAUUUUCUAAACUUUUUCGAAAUUGACUGUGUUGUUGUUGUGUG
Ruditapes philippinarum (Manila clam) is the source of this 1589-nucleotide messenger RNA. RefSeq lists its product as uncharacterized. The transcript is spliced from 3 exons. The record is from RefSeq and is a predicted model, not a curated record. Bases 33 to 344 code for a protein of 103 amino acids. Lineage: Eukaryota; Metazoa; Mollusca; Bivalvia; Venerida; Veneridae.